This is a messenger RNA of Hibiscus syriacus, 612 nucleotides long. Its product is annotated as beta-adaptin-like protein A. Gene Ontology annotation, cellular component: clathrin adaptor complex. NCBI's taxonomy places the organism in Eukaryota, Viridiplantae, Streptophyta, Magnoliopsida, Malvales, Malvaceae. The transcript is spliced from 3 exons. The record is from RefSeq and is a predicted model, not a curated record. The coding region runs from base 28 to 612 and encodes 194 amino acids. Gene Ontology annotation, biological process: intracellular protein transport; vesicle-mediated transport.
UGAUGUGAAUAUUUGCAGCCAUCUUACAUGUUUACAGAUAAGGAACACAGGGGUCCGCUUGAGUUUGUAGAUGAACUUGGAAAUCUAUCUAUUGGUGAAGCAGCAGAUAAUGUUGCUUCCCGUCAGAGAGUGGAAGAAAAUGACAAGGGUCUGCUUUUAACAAUUGCGGAGAAAGAAGAAACUAGAGUGGGCCAUUCUCAACAAGCAAGCUUCGGAAUUGAUGAUCUUCUUGGUCUUGGCAUACCAGCAGUACCUGAUGUGCCAUCUCCUCCUCAAUUGAAGCUUAACACAAAAGCAGCUCUAGAUCCAAGCGCAUUUCAGCAGAAGUGGUGCCAAUUGCCUGUUGCUUUGUCACAGGAACUCUCACUAAGCCCUCAAGCUGUUGCAGCACUUACAGUUCCUCAAGCUUUACUUCGACACAUGCAAAGUCAUUCCAUCCACUGCAUAGCAUCAGGUGGUCAGUCCCUCAACUUCAAGUUUUUCUUCUUUGCGCAGAAAUUUGAGGAAUCUUCUAAUUAUCUCAUCGAAUGCAUAAUCAACACAUCAUCAGCUAAAGCCCAAGUGGAGUUCAAAGCCGACGAUCAAAGUACAUCCCAGGCAUUCUCAAAUUAG